Molecule: messenger RNA, 1383 nt
Organism: Camellia sinensis
Lineage: Eukaryota; Viridiplantae; Streptophyta; Magnoliopsida; Ericales; Theaceae
Product: ENHANCED DISEASE RESISTANCE-like protein (DUF1336)
Source: RefSeq, a predicted model, not a curated record
GAACAGGUGAAGAAGAAAGAUUCCUCUUUAAUGCUUCUUGCGUUUUGUACACGUAUACUUUCCUCAUCUUAGCAUAAAAUGGAGCCAAACCGUAAUUCUCUGAUCUCAAACCCACUUCAAAUCCCGCUUUUCCAGAGAGAAAAAGGUGACUUUGAUUGCUUAUGGCCAACCCUGUUACUGAUAAUGAUAACGAGAACGGAUGGCUUAAGAGAGUGAAGGCCGAAGGAGCUGUUCCAUUUCUUGAACCAGAUAAUUGUCCAAAUGGUUGGGCAACCCCAUCCGGAAACAUUUUUAUGGUCCGUGGUCCAGAGUAUUUCUUGACCAGGGUUAAAAUUCCUGGCGAUGAGUAUCUUCUAAAGCCACUUGGUUUUGAUUGGGUCAGAGGUCCUACAAAGAUUUCAGAGGCCUUAAAGAAUCCCAAAAACCGCAUUAGGAAGGCUCUUGAGGAUGAAUUUCCAACAGGUAAGAAGCCUUUUGUUUGGGCAUUCAAUCUACAAGUCCCAAGCAAGGAUAAUUACAGUGCCAUUGCAUAUUUCGUAGCCUUGGAACCUAUCCCCGAGGGAUCUUUGAUGGACUGGUUCUUGAAAGGGGACGAUGGGUUUAGGAAUUCAAGGCUUAAAUUGAUUGCUAACAUUGUUAAAGGACCUUGGAUUGUCAGAACAGCAGUUGGGGAGCGAGGUAUAUGUUUAAUUGGCAGAGCACUUACUUGCCAGUACUGUGUGGCAGAGAAUUUCAUAGAAGUAGAUAUUGAUAUUGGAUCUUCUAUGGUUGCAAAUGCAAUUGUUCAUUUGGCUUUUGGUUACAUAACAACACUUACUGUUGAUCUAGCUUUUCUCAUUGAGAGCCAAACUGAAUCAGAACUUCCAGAACAAAUUUUAGGAGCUGUGAGGUUCUCUGAGCUGAGCGCUGCUGCGGCUAGGCCAGUUGAGCUAUCAUCUGAUGCCAGUGCUCAUAAUUUACAAUCAUCUCUGUCUGGACGGUUAUGGAAGUCAAUUGGGCAAGGCUUCUCCAACCUUCUUCCAAGUGCUCAGGAAAGCAGCUCUGUCUCUAGCUCAGCACAUGUCAAUGGAGUUGUUGAUAAUGAGCAUAGUGGAAAUGAGAUAAGGAUUGAUCAACCAGAUGCCAAUGAUGACAGUUCCUCUCUUGCAAUCAGAGAAAGUUGAUCUUGGUGUUGAAGAUUGUUAUAUAUAUAUAUAUAUACUCCAAAAUUGAUUGAAGUGGGAACUUCUCUUUCAUUUAUUUUUAUUAUGUGAGGGUUGUGUAUGAAUCAAGGCAGCCAUGAAUCUCUUUUUCAUAUGCCUGUUGUCUUCUGUAUAUUUUUAUUAGAACUAAUGCCAUUUGUUAUUCACCCCCCCAAAAAAAUGCCAUUUGUGAAUUUUAGAA